Messenger RNA from Glycine soja, 1343 nucleotides. RefSeq names its product interaptin-like. Gene Ontology annotation, biological process: developmental process involved in reproduction. The coding region runs from base 106 to 1002 and encodes 298 amino acids. Lineage: Eukaryota; Viridiplantae; Streptophyta; Magnoliopsida; Fabales; Fabaceae. The transcript has 8 exons. The record is from RefSeq and is a predicted model, not a curated record.
CGUUAUUACGUCCCAUUUAAGUUUAAAACCCUCUUUGGUUCUUCAAAAUCAAAACUUCAAAUCAAGUCAAUCCCUAAUUUGAAUUGAACAAACCAGUGCAGUGCAAUGGAGGUUCUGUACAGGAAGCUCUAUGACAAGUACACCAGACUAAAGUCUAACAAACUUUCUGAUUUGGAUCACCUCAACGAAGAACAAGAACUCAAAUUCAGAAACUUCUCGUCCGCUGCGGAAGAGUUGAUAGAGCACUUGAUGACCGAAAAGGAAGAGCUUCUUGGACAAGUUCAUCACUUGAGAAGCGAGCUCGCUUCCCUUAGGGCUGCCAAAGACAACCAGGUUGUUGAUUAUCAGAGGCUUUUGAUGGAGGAAACCCGCAAAAAUGAAGCUCUUUCUGAAGAAGUUGAGAAAUUGCUGAAGCUUCGCCAGGAAGGAACAUCUCAUGAUUUAAAUUAUAACAGUAAGAUCAUGACCUUAGAUGAUCAGUUUAAGGCUAACUACAGCUCAUCUGUAAGAAUGACAAGAAAACGUACAAGGCAGAAUGCUUUGGAGAAAGAAGCAAGGCUUAUAUCUUUUGAAAAUGAUCAAGCUAAUUCUGUGGAGAGAGAGUCAACUGAAAACACUUGCAAGGAGACCGCUUCUGGUAAGCUGCUGGAGGGCUGUACCAAGGCUAAUGAUCAACCAGGCAUUGAUGUACAGGAAAGUGGUCGUCGUAACUGGCUUAUUCAAGUUCUUUUUGAGUAUGCACUGGGCAUGAAAUUAUCCACUGACUAUCAAACUGAAGGAAUUUGCCUUUCUGCAGUGCAUCAAUCAAGCGGUUACUCCUUCAGUUUAUCGUGGAUUAGCAAAUCCCCUGAUGAGGAAGCAGAACUGCUGUACCAUGUUUUAUCUCUAGGUACAUUUGAAAGAGUGGCCCCAGAAUGGAUGAGGGAGGACAUCAUGUUCAGCCCUAGCAUGUGCCCCAUAUUCUUUGAAAGGGUAUAUCGUGUUAUCAAGUUGAACCACUAAUGUUUUUGUAGCAUUGAUUGCUUAUUCCCCCAAUCCUUUUGCUGUACGUAUCUGGCUAUGUGGUAUUUCCCUUUCAAAAAUAUCAACUUCCUCAAGUCAUGAUUGAUUAAACUAGUUCUGAUGUUUGCUGGGACCGUAUGUCUAGAGAGGGCAAGUUUUGUGCCAAUUUUCCGGUGAUAAUCUGGUCAAGUGAGGACAUGAGCAUACUCUAGGGAUCCGGUAUUACUAUAUCAUUUACUUGAACCGUUACAUUAUAUAAAUUUAAUUUGGUUGCACAUGAGCUAUGUUUCAUGGUCCUUCACUUGACAUGGAAUAGAGGGUUUAGGAAGAUCACUGUUAAA